Fusarium graminearum PH-1 is the source of this 1359-nucleotide messenger RNA. RefSeq lists its product as uncharacterized. Gene Ontology annotation, cellular component: plasma membrane. Gene Ontology annotation, biological process: transmembrane transport. Gene Ontology annotation, molecular function: transmembrane transporter activity. Lineage: Eukaryota; Fungi; Ascomycota; Sordariomycetes; Hypocreales; Nectriaceae. The record is from RefSeq and is a predicted model, not a curated record. The transcript has 5 exons. Bases 1 to 1359 code for a protein of 452 amino acids.
AUGGCGCACAAAGAUCUAGAGGCCAACCGCGAAUGCGAUGUACCCGUUAAUAUGGCAACAGUCAAUGAAGGCGGAAUCACGCCUGGUACCCAGGCCUCUUCGAACCGAAUUACUCUUUCGAAAUGGUAUAGGUUGUUCCUUCGAGGAUACGUGGAGGAGAACGGUAUUCGUCCAGUACCUCCAGAGGAAAGAACGGAGACGCAACAUAGCAACCUCUUUACAGUCUUCUUUACCGGCCUACUGUGCAUUCUACCUAUUCCCACUGGGGCACUCGGCACGGUUCUGUUCGGCCUGGGUCUGCGAGAUAUUUCGUUAAUCAUCAUCGUCUUCAACAUCGUGACUUGCCUACCGCCGGCCUUCAUCAGUCUAGGGGGAUACAAGACGGGAAUGCGGCAGAUGGUGCAAGCCCGAUAUUCCUUUGGUUGUCGGGUCAAUCGCUAUAGAGCGCUACACCUGUGGCAAAAGUGGCAGUGGCUACCGAGCCUGAUCGCGAUAGUUAUUGCGGUUGGCUGUGGUGGGAAAUACCUGGUGAACCAGGCCGACCAUGAACCAGCAACGGUCAAGAAUGUUGUUGGAUAUGGAAGUCUGAUGGCAGGAUAUUUUAUGACCUUUGGAGGGACCGUCUCUGAUUUCACUGUGUACCACACCCCUGAAGAGUCCAAGCGCAAAGUAUUCGCCUACGUGUAUCUGGGCUUCUUAAUCCCUUCAACCCCUCUGCUCAUCCUUGGGGCUGCUAUUGGAGGUGCCAUCCCGAACGUUGACUCAUGGCAAACAGCCUGGAUUGACUAUGGACUCGGUGGUGUCAUGGCCGAAAUGCUUAAGCCAGCCGGUGGGUUCGGUAAAUUCGUUCUUGUCGUAAUGGGCUUGAGUAUCGUGGGAAACAUGCUGCUAUCGUACUAUUCAGUUGCGUUAUGUUUACAGAUGCUCAUUCCUGCCUUCGCCAAGGUGCCACGAUUCGUCUUCGUCAUCGUCACAUUGGCCAUCAUGGUCCCAAUGUCAAUUUAUGCGGCAGCACAAUGGCAGACAUCCUUGGUGAACUUCCUGUCCAUGAUUGGCUACUGGGCUGGGUGCUUUGACGCUGUGGUCAUCGAAGAGCUCGUAGUAUUUCGAAACAGAGACUACGGCUUGCUUGACCCCAAAAUAUGGGAUCAAGGGCGGAAACUUCCGACUGGUCUGGCAGCUAUUGGCGCAUCGAUAAUCAGUCUUGGGUUGGUUGUUCCUUCGAUGAAUACCCCGUGGUUCACUGGGCCUAUAGGGGCAAAAAUUGGCGAUAUCGGCUUCGAAUCGGCUUUCUUCGUCACCGGGAUUGCCUAUUAUCCUCUCCGAACUUUGGAAAUCAAGUUGACGGGUCGUGUUUAA